Sycon ciliatum is the source of this 1329-nucleotide messenger RNA. RefSeq lists its product as uncharacterized. Gene Ontology annotation, molecular function: nucleic acid binding. The record is from RefSeq and is a predicted model, not a curated record. The transcript has a single exon. Lineage: Eukaryota; Metazoa; Porifera; Calcarea; Leucosolenida; Sycettidae. The coding region runs from base 1 to 1329 and encodes 442 amino acids.
AUGACUCUCACUAGCCAGAUCCAGGCAGAGCAGACGACAUGCCGCCUGCACCCAGACAACGUCUCGUCCUGGAGCAAUCUUCUGCGGGUCACAGCCUGGUGUAAACGGUUCCUUGAUAAUACCAGAGGCCGACCUCAGCAGUGUGACAGCAACGCAGGUGCUACCGUGCAAGUAUCUCUCAAGAGUGCUAAGGCUGUUUCGGUUCCCGAAUUGACGGUCACAGAACUCCAAGGCGCCGAGCGGCUCUGGAUAAGCUAUGCGCAGAGCCAGUGCUACGGAGAAGUAGUGUCAACGCUGAAGGAGAAGAAGCCUCUUCCACCCAGUGCACCGCUAACGAAGCUACAGCCGUUCCUGGACACUGACGGUCCACCGCUGCUCCGAGUUGGUGGACGGCUCCGGACCUCACACCACCUGUCUGACCAGUUCCGGUCCCGUGUGAUACUGCCCGCCAAUCAUCGCGUCACUCAGCUAAUUGUUGGGCAUGAGGAUGAACGCUGUCAACACGGAGCAGGCACGAACCAUCUGCUCUCUAACCUGGCCGAUCGGUAUUGGAUCAUCAAAGGUCGCCAGGUCGUUAAAUCCUACCGUCACCGCUGUGUCCGUUGCCAGAAGCUGUGGAGACGUGUCGCUGAGCCCAAGAUGGGGAACUUGCCAAACAUCCGGACAAGCGGACCGUUACAGGCAUUCGCUCAUGCUGGAGUAGACUACGCUGGGCCUUUCCUGGUCAAGAUGGGACGCGGACGAUCGCAAGAGAAGCGCUAUAUAGCCGCUUUCUCAUGUCUGCAGACCCGUACAUGCCACCUGGAGGUAGUGCGUUCUCUGGAUGGCGAUGGCAUGGAGAUGGCUAUGGCAAGGUUGUGCCAUCGCCGAGGUCGACCAACACUGAUCCUAUCCGACAACGGCAGUAACUUCGUUGCUACCGAUCGUGAACUGCGGGAAGCGCUGAGGGAUUUGGAUCAAGCCAACAUCACAGCUGGGUUGGUGAUUCAAGGCAUCAGAUGGCAGUUUAAUCCACCGCGAUCACCGCCACCUCUGCCGCCGCCACGGAAACCUCCAUGGCCGCUACCUCCUGUACCACCGCGGGGAAGAGCUCGGCCGCACUUUGGCGGAGCAUUUGAGAGGGUGGUCGGGGCCUUGAAAAAGGCACUCCAGUCAGUCCUGUACAGGGCUAGCCUGACCGACGAAGAGCUGCAAACUUCGUCGUGGGUCAUGUCAACGUCGCAACAGCUCUGGAGACGGCGGCGGACUCAGAGUCGACGCCAGUUCACCCAUACCAUUGCUGGAAAGUUAUCCAGCAGCUCCUCAGAGAUGUUUGGAAGCGGUGGCUAA